CAUAUGCUGGAUAGCACAUGGGCCAAUAUCACUCCACCACGUUUUCCGGUCAUUGUUUUUUGGUUUUUACUUUUUCCACCCACAGUUUAUGAAAAUGUUUGGCAUCGGCAUGAAAGCCAUUGCUGAAGAAAUGCAAAAUGACUUAAGUGGCAAAAUUUCAGCAUCAUUUUCCAAACAUUAGAUGACCUACAUCAACGCCCUGAAGUGACGUUAACAAUGAAGAAAAAACUUUGCAAUCGUCGGACAAAUGGUCCAUGGCCAGAUUGGUAUAACUGUUUGUUGUAUUGUUGGAUUUUGUGUUAUUUAAUUGUAAGUACAAGGGCCGAAGGUUGCCCGCCAUCUGAAGCUAUUUUGCCAUGUCGCUGUUCGCUAAGGGGCAAGGAGAUUCAAAUAUGGUGCUCUCACAGCAAUUUACCCCAAAUAAUGGAUGGCCUCAAGGCGGUGGAGCGCAAUAUAAAAGGUUCCAUUGAUGAAUUGGUGCUGGAGAAUAAUCAAUUACCUGCCCUGCCGGGUCGUUUUUUUGGCACCCUACAAAUUGUGCGUCUUAUGCUGCGCUACAAUGGCAUAGAACGGGUCUCCAAUGGCUGGCUCAACGAAUUGGAAAAUAGCCUAGUGGAGAUAUAUAUUGUAGAGCCACAGUUGCGCAGCAUUCCCGUGGAAAGUCUCAAUGGGAUGAUAAAUAUGGUGGCCAUAACCAUACAGAGCGAAGAAUUGAAGCAUCUACCCGAUUUUUCGGGUUUACUGAGCCUAACAUAUCUCAGUGUCCAAAGCCGGUCGCUGAACGAAUUGCAACCCCUGUGGUUUAGACAUUUACCCAAGUUACAGAAUAUCCACAUAACGGGAGGCGAAAAUCUUAAUCGCCUGGAGGCGGGGCUUUUUGAUGGUUUGAUUUCUUUGAAAAAUGUGGAUCUCAGUCGUAAUGGCAUCAAUUGGAUCCAUUUGAGGGCCUUUGCCCGUCUGCCGAAUUUGGUGAGCCUGAAAUUGUCCUAUAAUCAAAUCAGUGAUGUGGGCAUGAUUGGGCGACUGGUCAAGGAUUUGGAGAAUCUGAAAAAGAUACGCUUGGAUCAUAAUAUUAUCAAUAUCAUAGAGGAUGGAUCGUUUGUGGAUUUACCACAUCUGACGGAACUGCAUUUAAAUGAUAAUCGGAUAACACAAAUUGAAUAUGGAGCAUUUCUACGGACGCCCAUGCUGAAGACAAUAUAUUUACACAAUAACCAUAUCAAACGUAUCCACCCGGAAUCAUUCAUGCAGGCCUCAGGAUCGGGAGUGGAAACAGUGUAUAUUUAUAACAAUGAAAUUGAUGAUACUGGAGAGUUGAGAUCACUACUAGAGGCCUUGCCGGCCUUGAAAUUUUUGGAUAUCAGCAAUAAUUUCCUGAGGGACAUAAACUAUGGGGCAUUGAGGGGACAUGGUACCCUGGAACAGCUGCAUAUUAACAAUAAUCUCUUGAGGACCAUAGAAAGAGAGGCCUUGAUGGCCAUGCCUGCCCUGAGGGAGUUACGUCUAAGGAAUAACAGCUUAAGUCAUGACUUGCCCAUGCCCUUUUGGAAUCUACCAGGAUUGAAAGGUUUAGAUUUGUCGUUGAAUAAUUUUCGUAUUGUAGACUCGUUUCUCUUGGCCGGCCUGCCGUCGCUAAGGCGUUUGGAUCUGAGUGAAAAUGGCCUAAUGAAAAUGGAUCCCACAACAUAUGUCCAUAACUCCAUGUUGGAAACAUUGAAUAUUUCCAUAAAUGAUUUGAAAGUUCUACACCCGGCCACAUUUAGGAACUUGGAUCGCCUCUUUGAGGUAGAUGCUAGCUUUAAUCAAUUGAAUGAAAUAAUCCCAGGACUGCCAAAAAUCGUGGAACGCAUUUCGGUGCGGGGAAAUUUGAUAAGCAAUUUACCCUCCCUUACGGCGAAAAGCCUAAAUUUACCCAACUUGAGAAUGCUGGAUUUGAGUUUGAAUCGUUUGGAACAUUUACCCAAAUAUGCUUUUCAAGGUCUACCCCAAUUGAGGGUUCUAAGUUUGUCCUACAAUCGUCUGCGUUCCCUGGACGAUACCGUGUUCAUAGGAUCCUAUCGCCUGGAGUUGUUGCAUCUGCAGGAAAAUCAAUUAAUGCAAUUGGAUGAACGUUGUUUCCUGCCCCUAUCGGAGUUGAGGAAUCUCAAUCUGCAGGCCAAUAAGUUAUCCUCCAUAAGCGAUAAUCUAUUUUCCAACAACUCGAAACUGGAACAAUUGGAUUUAUCACGCAACACCAUACGCAGCAUAGCCCCGGGUGCCUUUGAGGUGCAAAAAUCUUUAGAGUAUCUAGAUUUAUCCUCAAAUGCCCUUAACGAUAUGUCCAUAAGUCUGGCAAAUUUGUUGAGCCUCAAAGACAUUGAUCUUAGCUAUAAUCAAAUAACUCACAUCAAUACCGAGGUCAUUGCCUCCUGGCGCCAAGUUGUGGAAAUAAGACUUUCGAAUAAUUUAAUUACGGAGUUGAAACGUGGAACCUUCCGGAAUUUACUGAAAUUGCAAUAUCUCGAUCUCUCCAGCAAUGAAAUAAGUCAUGUGGAAGCGGGGGCCCUUAAGAACCUACCCGAGUUACAGGAAUUUGUUUUGGCCGACAACAAAUUGGCCGAGUUAAAGGACCAUGUUUUCGAGGAUUUACCCAAUCUCUUGGCCUCUCAUUUCCAAUAUAACAAUUUGAGAUUUAUUUCGUCGGAAAGUUUUUUCAACUCUCCCUCCAUGGUUUUCCUGAAUCUUUCGAAUAAUCAUUUUCGCACCAUGGAAAGUAUUGGCCUGAGGACAAUGCGUAAUCUGGAGGUUUUGGAUUUGUCCACAAAUGCAGUGCGCACCGUGCCCACAAUGCCGCUGAAAAUGCUCAAUUGGUUGGUGGAAUUGAAAAUGGAUAACAAUGAAAUAUGUCGCAUACAGGGUUCACCAUUCGAACAAAUGCCUCGCCUGAGGGUAUUAUCGAUGCGCAACAAUCGUCUGCGUUCCAUUCAAGAGAGGACCUUCCGGAAUUUGCGCGGCAACAUUGCCAUAAUUGAUAUGGAUGGCAAUCCCAUUGAGUGCACCUGUGAAAUGCAAUGGCUUUCCGUGUGGCUGCAGGAAACUAAUUUCCCCUAUCCGGGGCCUAGGUGUCAAGAUGGUCGAUUAUUGCGGGCUUCUCGCAUCGACAAGAAUCUCUGCAAUAGCUUGGCUGAUAAUCAACAACGUAAUGGUGGACCAUUCAGUGAAACCUCUGGAGCUGGAGUUCUCAAUCAUUUACCCCUGCUCAAUGAACAUGGUGAUAUUUUCCAAAGAGAGCUACAGGAAUAUAAUGACGAAUGUGAGGCCUAUGAAUUGCCACCAGCCGAAAGGCCACUGGCCGGGGAAAGUGAAUAUUUCUAUGAUCAAUAUGUCGACUAUCCACCGGGGGCCAAUGAAACGGGACAACAGCAACAACAUCAGCAAAAGCCACAACAUCAUCAGCCAACAACAAAUGACAACCCUGCCCUGGGUUCCCACAUCUCGAGCAGCAAUACCUUACUGCAUACCCACAAAAAGCCCAACCAUCCAGCCACCUCUGUUAGUCCCAAUGUGGACUUGAACAAUACCAUUUUGAAUACGAACUAUUUUAAAAAGAAACCCAUCUCACCCUAUUCAUCUUCGCCCUUUACAUUCUUUGGUUAUCCCAUACCCAGUAUAAGUUUGGGUAGAUUUUUUGGGGCCAAUGAAAGGGGUCGCAAAGAUCGUGGUGAAAAGGGCGAUUCUGUAUUCCAGGGGCCAAAAUCUCAUACCACCACCACUACCAGCACUGAAAUGCCAGCUACACAUCGCAUGUUCACCGGCUCGCAUGGCAAGGUACGGAUGUAUCAACCCAAUAGUGCGGAGUUUGAAAAAUAUCUCAAGAACAAAGAUGACACUGAGGACAAUCCUCAAUAUGUUGAUGUAAAUGGUAGGAAAAAUGUGGCGGAUACCUCGUCGGAUGAAACCUCAAGUAGUUCGGAAAGUCCUUCCAGCGUUUUUAAGACCGGGUUUCGGGUGCCUUCCAGUGUGGAAAGGGGUGGUUUUAAGCCUAUUGUUCCGGAACAUAGUGUGGGAGGUUUUAUGCCGGUACAUGAUCCCUCAAAACGGAAGGGGACCAUUGAAGUUGUGGCUCCUACCUCGCUGAAGGUGGACAAAACGAAACGCCUGAAUAAAUUAAAUGUGAGUCCUGAGGUGAAAUAUAAAACUCCCAAUUCUGAGGAAAUAUAUACAAUAACAAGUAGCCCAACAACAACAACAACACAUCCUCCCAUAACCACAGACUCCACAAUGUCACAGGAAAUAGACUCGCAUACCUACUACGUUACAGAGGAGGAAAUUGAGGAAACCACCACCACCUAUAGGCCCAUGACAACAUUGAGAAAAUAUCAAGCAAGUCUACAAUCUACAACAACAACUAGCACAACAACCACCACCAAGGCUCCCAUGACCAGCAGUACCACAAGUACUACCAGCACCACCACUCAUAUACCUUCGAUGAGCAAAGAUUCUUUUGAGGAAUCCGAAUUUUAUGAUGAUCUGGAGGCUCAAUCGGUGACAAUGAUGAAACCGCCCCCAUUCAUACAAACCACAACAUCCGAAACCAUACUCCUUAUACCACCACCUGAGGAGUUGGUGGAACAAAUUAAAAGGCAAUCCUGGAUGCACACCACGCCAAAACCAAAAGAUUCCGAGGAGACAAAUGAUUAUUUAACAACCAUGACAACGGCGAAACCGAGCAGCACAACAGUGGGAACUAAAAGAGAACAGCAGUUUAGUUCCACAACUGCCCCACCCUUGCCGUAUCUACCCAGACCGGGUGGUGCGGCCCGCUCCACGGUAACCAAAGUGUUUACCCCACAAGCUGCCCUGAAUCAUCAUCAACAUCAUUCCCAUCUGCCCACGGCCGAGGAAUAUCAACGCACAACGCCAUCGCUGAAGAACAAACCAACCGAAGAACCUCAGCUAACGGCUAAUGCCCAGAAGCGUGAUGAACCGGCCGGUGGUAGUAGCAUUGAUCGUAUAGAUCGUAAAGAUGGCAUGGAUUGGUAUUAUGAAAGUUUCAAAAAGGCCAGAGCCAUUGGGUCGUCAGCGAGUGCGAGUAAACCCAGUUUUACUGGCUCAAAUACUUUGCGUAAUGGUGGUCAGGGGUUUGAUUUAAAAUGGAAUAAUUUUGGUAUUUUCUUGGGUUUUAGUUUGUGCAUGAUUUUCUUUGAGAAUUAUUUGUUAUUAGAAUAAAGAAAAAACAUACAUAGAUAUAUCGAAAUGUCUGUAAUAGAUUUUAGUUUAAAUUGUAAAGUGCGUUUUGUCGCUCUAUUUAGAGAUUUUUACUGUUAAAUUAUUGAUAAUUAUUUUAUUUUUGUUUUUUUUUUAGUUAUAAUUAUUGUAUUGUAGAGAACAACUAUAUCAUGAAAUACAAAAUAAACAAUAAAUAUGUUUU
Molecule: messenger RNA, 5410 nt
Organism: Musca domestica (house fly)
Lineage: Eukaryota; Metazoa; Arthropoda; Insecta; Diptera; Muscidae
Gene: atk
Product: protein artichoke
Exons: 5
Coding region: 217-5208 (1663 amino acids)
Molecular function (GO): protein binding
Source: RefSeq, a predicted model, not a curated record